UACGAGAUAGUCUCGUAUAUCUGCGGUAACCCAGAAAAGAGCCACAGUACUAGGGUGAACGGCAAGCGCAUGGCCGUUGCGGCGAGCCUGCAUGCGGUGCUGUGCCGUCUCCGCCUAUCUGACCGUUCCCGCGUGCUAUGGGCCGAUGACAUCUGCAUCAACCAGUCCGACGACGCCGAAAAGGCCAAGCAGGUAAGCCAAAUGGGGCUCUUCUACAGUCACGCCGAACGCUGCCUGGUAUACCUCGGCGAAGAGGCCGAC
Molecule: messenger RNA, 261 nt
Organism: Parathielavia appendiculata
Lineage: Eukaryota; Fungi; Ascomycota; Sordariomycetes; Sordariales; Chaetomiaceae
Exons: 1
Source: RefSeq, a predicted model, not a curated record